This is a messenger RNA of Bursaphelenchus xylophilus (pine wood nematode), 1186 nucleotides long. The record is from the annotation of a GenBank genome assembly. Lineage: Eukaryota; Metazoa; Nematoda; Chromadorea; Rhabditida; Aphelenchoididae.
AUGAAAUUGCGCACAAAUGAUUCGGCAUUCGGAUCCGAGAUGUACAAGAGUACCAGCAGCCGGGUAAGCAGAAAUUAAAUCCUUUGAGACUCUUACAAGACUAACGAAUGUCGCAAAUCUGAAGGGAGAUACGUGAGGAAUAAAAGACCAUGUGCUUUUUCACCUCAACUCGACAUUUCCUAGCUCAAAUUCUUUCCAAAAUUGUUGAAUUCGGGUUGUGAUUUGUCAGAACUCUCUUUUUAGACAUCUAAAUGCACUACAUACAACCCAAGAUUAAUCUUGAUUUAUCACUUUUAUUGACUCUCUGAUCACUUUCAACUGUUUCAGGGAUCUGUCAGGUCGAGCCUCUGGUCUUCCCUGUUCUCCGAAAGCAAUGUUCCCUCAGAUGUGGCCUUCUACAGACGCGCUUCAUGGCUGGAGGAGUACGCCAAUCAAAGAGCUCAGUAUCUCGACGAUAAAUCGGUGGAAAGACGACGGAUCAGAGAGCAAAACAGACCCCGUCUCAUCAAUUACCUCAUUAGACUCUUGCCUUGUACUCGGCCAAAACAAAAACAUUCUGAGGGCAACAACAAACUACAAGGCAGUGAUUCCAGUCGAACCAGUCUGAACUCAAUGCUGCAGGUAAGGAAAGUUACAUAGUCCAAGGGGAAUAUACGGACUGAGAGACCCCUUUUCUCUCUUUGUUACCCGUGGACCAUACAGCGAUGACUAAUGGGAAAACUAUCGCUUUCUGCCCUCAGGGUUUACAAAUUCAAAUCAUCGAAUAAUUUCAAAUAUGAGAAUCCCAGAGAGAGCAUGCUAACGUCGCUGAUUACAGGAAACGGAAGAAGCGACCACCCGUCCCCAAAGGGUAAUAAUGAUAACAUCUUCACUGUGACGCCCUAAGGGCCUGUACGGAUCGAAAAAAGAGCUUGGAAGAGAGGAAACGAUCGAAAAGAUGGAAGAACAAACACAUCUCCCCUUCUCCCCUCACACGAAACCAUUCCCCACAAGUUACAUUCCGAAUAAACAAUUUAAAUACUGCGCAACAAUUGGGGCAGUUGCCUAGCAACGCAGCGCCAGAAAGGGCGCCGAUCCGCGCCAAUCUGCUAACGCAAUGGCGGCUUUCGGAGUCGGCCCUCGGGUGCUGAACACGGAUUAUGCCCUCAGGUGCGGAAAGGAAAUGAAAAAUGAAUUCCCAAAAUGA